AUGUACAACGCCUACGUCGCUCCUGUUUCAACGGGCAACCAGCCCAACAUGGCAGCAUCCAAAGCACCUGCGGCACCUAUGGCGCGAGCAAUGCCGUCUUCACCUACUUUUCCAGGCCCUCCUGGUUCUGUGGGACCACAGGGCUUACCAGUCCCGCCAGUUGAGACGCUCGAGCAGCGUAUCUAUGACUUGCUUGCUCCCUUUCGCGAAGCUGACAUCGAUGCUGAUGGUUCGAUCGACCUACCUUCUCGUAAGAGCGAGUGCAAAGCGCUCAUCUUGUGCGGCAAGUAUUCCAACACGCUCUGCAUAAUGCAGCUGUUGACCCGCACGCCAGAGAAUAUCGCCUUCAUCAUCCGCCACAAUCAGACCGGCUACGGCAAGCAUAUCGAAUCAAACGAUGUUUCUUUCGCAGCAAAGAGCUGGGCUGACAGGAUAACGGGCAGCGGCUUUGUGGGUAUCUGUAUCUUCGUCAACGGCAACGGCUUUUCACACACUGUUUUAAGGACGACCAUGGCGAAGGGUGAGAACGUGGUUGAUAAGUUGUUCGAGAAGACGGAUGAGCUGCUGCAGCCCUUCUUUCCGGACAUCUGA
Messenger RNA from Ascochyta rabiei, 591 nucleotides. RefSeq lists its product as uncharacterized. The record is from RefSeq and is a predicted model, not a curated record. Lineage: Eukaryota; Fungi; Ascomycota; Dothideomycetes; Pleosporales; Didymellaceae. The transcript has a single exon. Bases 1 to 591 code for a protein of 196 amino acids.